ACAUAUUUUAUUAAUUUGUAAUAAUUAUCUCUCCUUUGCUCUCACUCUUCACUCAUCCGAAGUCUUACCCACCCAAAUCUAGGGUUUCAAAUUCCAAAUUCCUCCAUUUUCGUCGCUUCUUGCAAGCCCCCUCGUUUCUCUCUGAUCAGGGCUGAUGCACUAUUGGGGAUUUAGAGAUAAGACAGCGAUUUAAUUUUUCUUCUGAAAAUGAACCAAGCAAUUCAACUUGAUCAUUCCAAUAGCCAACUUGCCCUCCCUAUGAAGCGAAAACGGGGCCGACCAAGGAAGGACCCCAGUCUUCCUCGUAUGAGCAGUGUUCAAAGACCACUGGGUGUUGAUAGUGUGAAAAAUAGCCAAACCCCGCAAAUUGAGAAAAAUAUUGAUGUAAAUGAUGCCAUGGUUGGUAAGGCAGUUACUGGUAUUGUUGAGGCUGUGUUUGAUGCCGGUUAUUUGCUCAGUGUUAGAAUUGGAGACAGCAAUACCAACCUGAGGGGCAUUGUCUUUAAGCCUGGACAUUAUGUUCCUAUAACAGCAGAAAAUGAUGUUGCUCCACAUGUUCAGAUGAUACAAAGAAAUGAAACUCAUCAACCAGUAGAGAAUCAAAAGCAUGGACAUAAGCGAUUCAGGCAGAAGACUGAGCUGAAUGGAUCCCAACUUGGACGGCACAGACAAGUAAAUCGGGCUUCAAAAGCUAUGGUUGCAUCCUUGACAGUAGUAGCCCCUUCAGUCCCACCGGUGGGUGCUAGAGGCACCGUGGUUCCUGUUGUACUCCAGCCUGUUAACCUAACAAAUGGAUCAAGCACUAGUCAAGUGUCUUCGGAUGCAUCCCAAGCUGCUUUCCAAGAAAAGGAUGUGCAGAUGGUUACACCCUUAGCUAUGCUACCCCCUAUUGGAUCAACAACCAUGACGAACACACAUGUAGUACAACCUUCACUAACACAAGCCGGCCAGCAAGUAGCAUCAAACAUUUUGCAGAAUGAAAAUGAUUCAGUUAGUGAGAAAAGAAGAGAUGUCGAGCAUGGGGAAGAGACCAACCAAAUACUACCGAAUGAUGUAGUCAUGCGUAGCAAAGGUACUGAGGGAAUACAGCGAUCCUCACUGGCAUCAGAAAAUUCACGUCAACAAAUUGGGGACAUGAAUGAGCCUCCAUUGAAGGAAACUUUCGAAGCUGUACAGCCCAAUCUUCACAACUCUAAAUCUAUUUCCAAGACAUUCAUGAACUAUGGCACUGGCAGGAUGACUGAGCUUCUACAGGCUUUGCAGGAAAAUUUGAUCGAGAUCCAGAAACCCGAUGGUCGAGACGUGGCAGUUGGUAUGAGAAAUGAAUCUAAUGGAAUGAAGUCUACAGAAAGUGAGGACAGACGUGGGACAGCUCUUCAAUAGCUUAGGAUUCCCCAAUCCUAGGUCCUCUUGUUCAUAAAUGCCAUCACUUUGUAUUGUAUAGCAGUCAAGAGCAAGAACCCCACAGAGCUUGGGAAGUCAUACUGGGUUAUGGAGCAAGCUGGCUAACAAUAGUUUACUGUGUUUAGGUUUUACAAAUUUAGACAAAAACGACUAAUUUUCAAGGUUUGUUGUGUACAAGUCCUUGCAAACUCUUUUGUUUAAUGACUUUCCAUGUUUGACUAUCCUUGGAAAGCAUUGGAUUUCUGUGGUAUUUUUUUUAACAACAGUAAUGUUAAUGUUCAAGUUGGAGUUUACAUGAAUUAAUGUAAUUAAGGCUCCACUUCAAAGUUACAGAUAUGUGGGAAUGGAAUGUAACUGGAUAUGACAGCAUUCUCCUUUAGUAUAUAUGUGAGGGAAAAACACAAUUUUGGCCC
Molecule: messenger RNA, 1817 nt
Organism: Ipomoea triloba (trilobed morning glory)
Lineage: Eukaryota; Viridiplantae; Streptophyta; Magnoliopsida; Solanales; Convolvulaceae
Exons: 3
Coding region: 208-1383 (391 amino acids)
Source: RefSeq, a predicted model, not a curated record